This is a messenger RNA of Parus major (Great Tit), 447 nucleotides long. It is a transcript of the gene NMS, whose product is annotated as neuromedin S. The transcript has 7 exons. The record is from RefSeq and is a predicted model, not a curated record. The coding region runs from base 80 to 328 and encodes 82 amino acids. NCBI's taxonomy places the organism in Eukaryota, Metazoa, Chordata, Aves, Passeriformes, Paridae.
UCCGCGGCGUCCCAACACACCCGUGUCCCGUCCCGCAGGCUUCCCGCAGCCUUUCUCUCGCCACCGGGACGGUGCGGAGAUGCCCCCAAACCAGCUGGCACUGUGUUUCAGUCAGUGGAUGGAAAUGUCCGACCAACCCCAGAUCUCCAGCACUGUUUUGGAUCUCUGUUAUUCCAUAUUCAACAGCAUGCAUAAAAAUGAGGAAUCACAGAUUGCUUCUGCAAAGUUUACAAAGAAGGACAGUCAUGGAACUCUGGGGCGGCCUUUCUUCCUUUUCAGGCCUCGAAAUGGAAGAACUAUUGAAGGCAGUGAAUACCGUGGAAUGUGAAGUUCAUGGAUUCAUUUACCAGCUCGAUGACUUGGUUUACAUAAAGGAAAGAGACUUCCCAUUGCACUGGUUGUCUAUUAUGUGACUCAGUUGUCUAGAAUUUGCUGUUCCAUGUAAUA